This is a messenger RNA of Paecilomyces variotii, 1196 nucleotides long. Its product is annotated as RNA polymerase II transcription mediator complex subunit 9-domain-containing protein. Lineage: Eukaryota; Fungi; Ascomycota; Eurotiomycetes; Eurotiales; Thermoascaceae. The record is from RefSeq and is a predicted model, not a curated record. Gene Ontology annotation, molecular function: transcription coregulator activity. Gene Ontology annotation, cellular component: mediator complex. Gene Ontology annotation, biological process: regulation of transcription by RNA polymerase II. The transcript has a single exon. The coding region runs from base 238 to 867 and encodes 209 amino acids.
AAAAGACGGCCCUCCCCGGUGAGGCGAGAGAGGAGGGGCAGUCAGUCUCGGUGACACUUUUGGUCGCUCGCGAUCAUCCGACGUCAGACGCGCUCCUUUGCUUUUGCCCGACAUCCUCGUUCGUCCUGUCUUCUUCCGACUUUACCCUAACGGAUCGACGGACUGUCGCCCUGGCUAAAUGCUAAUUAACAGCUGUCAAUCACAUCUGGACGGUUAAUCAUCAUUAUUGUUGCUCUCAUGACAUCCCGAUCUCCUGUCUCCGGCACGCCUCUGGCUAAAGGCUCGUCCGCGCCCGAAACCCCCAGCGCAACCGCCGCAGCCUCUCCAGGCGCAGUGCCUUUCCCGUCUCCGCAGAACUUCGACUUUCUCCCACAGCUUCAUGCCCUGAUUCUGCGGUUGCUGGCAGCUCAGGUGGGCAGUGAUAGCUCUGGCGCUGGUGUUGGAGACGGCGGAGAUGCGUCUGGCGCAGGACCCUCAUCCUCUGGUCCGGGCCAGUCUCAACACCUGCAGCCCUCCAACCUCGGCGGCGCGGGAACAAGCACCUCCAACAACGGAUCAUCGCAGCGGCACCAUACCGCUGGUAUCUCAGGAGCCUCCUCGACGUCCGGGGCUGCUGCUCUGGGGCCCAAUGCGCCGCCGCCCUUGGAUGUGAAAGACCUCCCUACGGCAGCCAGUGCUAUCAAGAUCCGGAUCCAGAAAGCUCGCACAGUCGUCGAAGCCUUACCAGAUGUCGACCGCACUGUAGAGGAUCAAUCGCAGGAGAUCGAGGAGUUGGAGGACCGUAUCAGCAGGCUGCGCAGAGUCAUCGGGGAGUUUGGAAGGAUUGCGGGCGGGGACCAGGCUGAGGAUACGAAAAUGGUCACUUGAAGACAGACGCCAGUCAAAGGCGUACGAGAACAACGUUUACUUUUAUGGAGGAUCACACCGCGGUUAUACAUCGCUCGAGUUAUGCGCGUGUGACAGUCCCUCUGGGCGACAGUCCCUCUGGGUAAGAUGUGCACGACCAAGAUUGAUUCUAUCGCCGGAAGCAGGAACCUCCGCACUGUGCUCUACAGGAGACCACACCGUCCACCGGUGCGCAGCACAUCCUUCCUACAAUGAAUUGAUGAUGGAUAUACUGCGGAACGUGAAGAGACUUUGAACAAGAGUCUGAAAAAAGAUGAAGAAGAUGGUGCUUCUUGGUUUGAAGCUAUGUU